Patella vulgata (common limpet) is the source of this 1359-nucleotide messenger RNA. Its product is annotated as proton-coupled zinc antiporter SLC30A2. Lineage: Eukaryota; Metazoa; Mollusca; Gastropoda; Patellidae. Gene Ontology annotation, cellular component: plasma membrane. Gene Ontology annotation, biological process: zinc ion transmembrane transport; response to zinc ion. Gene Ontology annotation, molecular function: zinc ion transmembrane transporter activity. The transcript is spliced from 8 exons. The record is from RefSeq and is a predicted model, not a curated record. Bases 1 to 981 code for a protein of 326 amino acids.
AUGAACUGUACCACAUCCAUUAUUUUGUUAGUUUUUAUCGGUGGUUUUUUAUCCAAUAGUUUGGCUUUAUUUACUGAUGUACUUCACCUAGGCAGUGAUUUAAUUAGUUUUACUGUUAGUCUCGUCUCAGUAUUUUUAUCACAAAAAACAGCUAAUAAAACCAUGUCAUUUGGAUACCAUAGAGCAGAAGUAGUGGGUGUAUUAUUCAGUGUUCUGAUAAUCUGGAUAACAUCGGGUAUUCUGUGUUUUGAAGCUGCUGAAAGGAUUAUCUAUGAUUACUAUAAAGAUGUUAAACCGGAUGAAAUGUUGAUUACAGCUGGAAUUGGUGUGUUAUUUAAUUUCAUAAUGGCAGCAGUGCUAAAUUCUAAUAGCUCCUGUUGUUCGUCUGGUUCCAUUCCACAGUUUGGACACACCCACUCUGGUGACAGUAAACACGUGUCAUAUGGUACUACCGGUGACUAUGAACCACUCGAUGAAAAACCAGCAAAAAACAAAAAUAUCAACGUAAAGGCUGCUCUAAUACACGCUAUUGGUGAUACUGUACAGAGUUUGUGUGUGUUAACGGCUGCUUUAAUUAUUAAGUUCACGAAUGCACCUGAAUACCGCCUGGCUGAUCCAAUCUGUACCUUUGUAUUCUUUGUAAUUGUAUUAGUGACCACCGUGACUAUUUUACGAGACGUUUGCCGGGUUCUAUUAGAGAGUGUACCUAAUGAUAUUAAGUAUACUGAUGUUAGAACUCUACUGGAAUCUAUAGAAGGUGUCAAGAUGAUUCACAGUCUUCAUAUCUGGCCUCUUACUAUGGGACGUAACGCCGUCAUGGUUCAUAUCACAAAAGGUGACAAGGUUGAGAGCGAAGGAAUAAUGGAAAUGGCAACAAACAGAUUAAAAACAGAUUUCAACUUUUCUUAUAUCACAGUACAAGUAGAAAAGUAUAACUCUGAAGUUAUGCCUGCUUGUAAAGAUUGUCAAGAUCUCUGUUGAGUGAGAUUUAAAGCUGAUUUCUUAAAACACUUCUGUUGAUAAUGGAGGCUCAUCUGACCGUUAUUGGUAGAGUUUCAACUGAAUUGUGUUAAUUGGGAUUUAGUUGACUUUUAUUAAUGGAGGCUAAACUUUUUGCUGUUAAUGAGUUCAAAACUGACUUUCCAAAAUAACAUUAAAACAAUUCUGAAUUUUGUCAGUCAGAUAAAACUGACUGUUUGAAACUAACACCACAAUCUCUUAAAAACCAUUGUACCAACAUCACAACUCCUUUUGCUGUCGCUGUUUGUCUCCUUAUAUAAAAUCUGUCAAAACCUAAGAUUCUAGUUAACUUCUUAUAUUAUUUAUUUUCUAUGAAUAUGUCUCUUAAAUUUUAAUUAU